Messenger RNA from Triticum aestivum (bread wheat), 2248 nucleotides. RefSeq lists its product as uncharacterized. Bases 145 to 1014 code for a protein of 289 amino acids. NCBI's taxonomy places the organism in Eukaryota, Viridiplantae, Streptophyta, Magnoliopsida, Poales, Poaceae. The record is from RefSeq and is a predicted model, not a curated record. The transcript is spliced from 8 exons.
ACUUCUCUAAACGGCGACAGCCCAGAGACGGAAAAUAAGGUUGGCAAAGGAGGGCAAUCCCGGCCGCCGCGCGACACUGUAGCACCCAGGAGACGGACAGCGGGUUGGCGAAGGAGCGCAAUCCCUGCCGCCGCGCCGCCGGAGAUGGCUUCCUCCGCGGACAGCUCCGAGGAGGAAGAGAAGCGGCAGUGCUGCAUCCCUGAAGCGGCGGACCGCCCCCUGCGACACCCCCUCGCCUGCAGCGACAGCAUCCGCCUCGUCGACGACCACUGCGCCCCCCAAAUGCUCGCCUAUAGCCGCCGCCAUUACCGAGGCGAGGUGUGCAGCAAGGUCGACAUCUCGAGCCAACCUUCCUGGGCUGCAGGCGCCACUGUUCUGCCAAUCCGCGGUUAUCGAUUCAUUUGGGCUGUUGCUUGUCUCACACAGUUAGCGAGUUCUUUUUCCAAUGGAGGAUGUCCAGGCUUGGAGUGCAUUUCUAGUGUUGAUUCAUUUCAAGAAGAUACAUAUGAGUCAAGCUUCGAAAUAUCUCCAACAGAGUUAGUAGAAUCAAUCUUAACUCUACCUGAAAGAUCCAGGGAGGGACUGAAAGGAAGAUUGUAUGAAUCUGAUGCAAACGGAAGCAGAGUACUAACUCAUGAAGCUGUUUCAAAACCUCUUGACGAAGUUCCAUCCUUUUCGACAAUUCUUCGAGUGAAAGUUAUGUUAGACAUUAAUGGUGGUAAGUGCUCCUACAUUCUCACAAGUAAACAUCAAGAUAUUGUCAAAGCUCUUAAAUGGAAGCCAUUCAGUUUGAAAAUGGCCACAGUUCACUGCAAGAGAGGGACAUGCGUCUCGUCAGCAUCAUAUCCUGGCCACAAUGCAUCAGUAAAGUCAGAGGCCUUGAAUAAUCUGAGGAACCUUAUGAUGAUAGUGGCACUGCAAUUCGGCACAACCAAAAUGGCCGGAGAUUUGGAUUUUCUCUUCCAAAUAGUGACAACAGAAUGUGGACUGGAAAUAUUGAAGACCUCAGCUUGACAAAUACAAACAAUUUUCUGGAUCUAGAGGCUGAAUGGUUUUUCUUACGUGAUGGAGGAAACUCGUUCGAACCAUGCCUGCUGCAGGGGAACCUUAAAAGGUCUCGAAAAAGGAUGUUCAAACCUUAUGACCACACUACAGGAACCUAUCUAGCAGAAUAUGAAGUUCAAAGUAUCCUAUCUUCAUGGGGGCCCCUUGUCCUUAUUGAAAAGAAUGGCCAGCUGUAUAUUCACAAUGUCCAGAGCCUCUAUCUGAGGAAGGUUUGGGAGCCUAUUCUGCAGGUAAAUUCGGUGUCUGCGUGUUCUCUGGAUUAUGACAGAAUAGUCAUGGCUGGCGUCAAGCUUCAGUUGGCAGUGAAUAAGAGCACUAAUGAUGGAUGUCAUCUGUGGAUUUGUGAAAGGUCCCUUGGACUAGACCAUCAAUGGUCGGUUACUGGCUUUGACUAUAAGGACGCUGUUAUCAGCCUUCUUGCCGCGGGCAGUCAUAUCUACUGGAUAUCUGACGAACAAGAGUUAUACAGCCUUGACAAAGAUGAGAAUGAAGAGUUGGCUAUUUAGGUAAAUGACCUUGGAGAUGAGAUGACGGCACCUGCACGAGAGAUGAGCUUACUGUGGGCUGAUGGGAAUCUAUUGAUAGUUGAGCUGAAGGAAGUGCCAGUCGUUUGGCAGGUCACUUGGGAUGCAGAUGGCAGUGCCUGCUACCGUCAGCUCAGCAAUCUAAUGGGCUAUAAUGCAUUUGUGGUACCUGGAUUGAGCGGGUUUAUCUUACCAGCUGCUGAUGGUGCUCUCGGAAACAAGGUUUAUGUCGGAAAUGACCACUCCACGGACUGUUAUGCCUACAGUCUCACUGAACGAGUGUUUGAGAACCUUAUGCCCUGUGAGAGUUUCAACGUCCAUUCUGCUUGCAAGGCUCGAUGGGUUGCGCUGAGGGGGGCUGUUCUCGAGGAGGACUAUGUGUGAAGUCUGAUGAGUAGACUGCCGUGGUUUCUUCAAGAUAUAUUGAAAGCUCCAUUCCUUAUGUUCUUUCCAAGGGUGUCUUUCAAGAAUCAAGAUUAGGUUACUCAUCAAUGUCUUUUCUUUUUUCCGUUUUAGAUUACCUCUAAAGGUGCUUCCUUGCAUUCUCUUUUUGCCAGGGAGAGUGCCAUGCUUGAUGAAAAAAAAAGAACAUGCAAGAACAAGUUCACUGUAAAUCCCUUGAAUAUUCUCUACCUAUAUGAGAUCAUCAAUUUUGCUUU